Molecule: messenger RNA, 8823 nt
Organism: Daphnia pulicaria
Lineage: Eukaryota; Metazoa; Arthropoda; Branchiopoda; Diplostraca; Daphniidae
Product: homeobox protein abdominal-A homolog
Exons: 6
Coding region: 1607-2755 (382 amino acids)
Biological process (GO): anterior/posterior pattern specification; negative regulation of transcription by RNA polymerase II
Cellular component (GO): nucleus
Molecular function (GO): RNA polymerase II cis-regulatory region sequence-specific DNA binding; DNA-binding transcription factor activity, RNA polymerase II-specific
Source: RefSeq, a predicted model, not a curated record
UGUCGUCUGCUAUUAAAAUUUUAAUGGCUCAUUAUUCAGUCAGUCGCAUGCGCCUCGUGGUCGUGAUUUUUGGAACGUCCACCAACUUUCUCUUAAAUUAUUUUCCAAUUCACCCAGACUUUUGAGAGUGUUACCUCAAGUAUAUUCAACUAACUCUGUGAUGAAAAUGUACCUUGAAUUAUGGUGGAAAUUACUUUUGAAUAUUUUGUGAAAUUAACUUGAAAAUGUGGUGAAAUCCACUACUCAAUUGAGCCAUCAUGACGACCGCGUGGUGUGUCAGGCUUUUUUUUAGUGUUACCUCGGGUUUAUUGAACCAACCCUGUGAUGAACACGUACUUUGAAUUUUGGUAAAAUCAACUAUUGAAAAUGCGAUAAAACUCGAUUCUCAAUUGAGCCAUCAUGGCGACCGCGUGGUGCGUGCGAAUAUUAUUUUUCAGUGUGAAACUCUUCCCUCGUAUCGACCAGGGUUCUCUUCAUCGCUGAUUGUUUCUUCUUCGUCUAUUGGGAUCUUUGGUUUUCGCUGGACCUCGACUCACAGGAGAUUUUCGAUUUUCUCUGGACCUCGGCUCACAGGGGAUCUUCGGGUCUUCGCUAAACCUCGGCCGGAUAUCGCCGGAUGUACAGCUACCGAGAUAUCCCGUCGUCAUGUCUACUCGGAAGCCUACAACUCUGUAGGCCUACAAGCCUCGGUGAAAACUGAGUUACAGAAAUGAGCAGACACAACCGUCGGCUCUUGAUGACGAAGCAGAAAAAGAAGAAGGCGAAGGAAGAAAAAGGGACGACAAGGACGUCGUCGACGACGAAAAUGAAUGGCGAAUUUUAUAGUAGCCCUCAUGACCAUAUUCCGGGGGACCGAUAAUGACCAGUUGGAUCACACCCGAGAAGAAGAAGAAGAAGAAAAAUAAAAAGGCUAGCUCUGGCUGCUGCUGCCGCUGCCGCCGCCGCUUGCGACUGAGAGUGGUCCAUCAAAUUUGUGUUACAACCCAUUCGGAUCGAGAGGUGAUGGCACUUUUGGACGACACCACACACAUAGCAAAGAAAACUCUCUGCUCAGCACAGUCGGAAUGAAAUGGGGAAACACUCACGGGAACAAAAAAAAGAAGAAGAAAAUAAGAGGAGUCGUUCAAAAACGACUGGAAGGAAUAAAAACAACCUGCUGCUGCCGUUCAGCCGUCGACCAAGAAGAAGAUGAGAUAUUAUUGGCUAUCAAGAAAGCAAUAAUAUUAAGCGACAGGUAGCGCAAGAAGGAAACGAAAAAAACCAAAGAAACAACGAACCCAGUGCGAUUUGGAAUUCCAGUUUGUUUUCGAUUGUUUCGACGGAAAUCUCUUUGAUCGUUCGCCCGAGUUGUUUUGUUUUUUUCCAUUUUAAUUCGAGUUGUUGUCUCUCUGUCGUUGGGGGUGCUGGUGGUGAUUGCUUCGUCGGUUAUUUCGGCUGCUGGAUUCAUCCGUUUGCCAAAAGAAAAGAAGAAGAAAAAAGUUGUUGUUGUUGUUCCGCCGGAAGUUGUUGGUUUGUUCACAUUUGAAACCAUUCAACAGUUUUGGUCGUGGGCGCAUCGUGUCCACCGCCAACCCAAUCAGCUACAAAAAUUGAUCCGACGGCCAUCAUGAGUUCGAAAUUUCUGGACAGCAUGCUGACCAAAUAUCAAGCGGAGGCGGCCGGAGCGGCCGCCGUUGCCGCCGGAGGUUCCAGCUACUCUUCGCAACACGCCCGGAUGUACCCGUACGUUUCGGCCAUGGGUCAGAGCGGCUUUCCCGGAGGCGUGGCCGGCUAUUCGAACGCGUUGGCCAAUGCGGCCGAAUCGGCGGCGGCGGCCACAGCGGCGGCGGCCCAGGCCGACAAGCAGUGCCGAUACACGGGCAGCGCGGCGGCGGCGGCCUCGAUGGCCGAAGCCAUGGUCAACUACUCGCUGGGGGCCGCCCACCAGAACGGCGUGGCCGGAGCGGCAGCGGCCAGUAUGGCCCAAGCGGCCGCCGCCAAUUUCUACCAGCAGGCGGCCAACGCGGGAGGUGCGGCGGCGGCUGCGGCCGCAGCGGCCGCCGGUGUCGAUCCCAACAACCCGCUCUCGGCUUGCUCUCAAGGCGGACCACCAACUGGACUAGGCGCCCUGGCCGGCGUUCAUUCCGGCGGCGGACCAGACAUUCCACGCUACCCAUGGAUGUCCAUCACCGGUUUCCCAUAUGCGACCGGAAUGGAUGGAUCAGGUUCUUUCGCCUCUCACGACGGUUUCUCACACGCUGGAAUCUGCUCAGGACCCAAUGGCUGCCCGAGAAGAAGAGGUCGCCAGACGUACACGCGCUACCAGACGCUGGAAUUGGAGAAAGAGUUUCACUUUAAUCACUACUUGACAAGGCGGAGGCGGAUCGAAAUCGCUCACGCCCUUUGCCUGACUGAGCGGCAGAUCAAAAUCUGGUUCCAGAAUCGGCGCAUGAAGCUCAAGAAGGAGCUGAGGGCCGUCAAGGAGAUCAACGAGCAGGCCCGUCGUGAGCGCGAGGAGCAGGAGAGUUCGAUCCGCAACAGCGGCGGAGGUGGCGACCAUCACGACGGCGGACACAAGAGCAAGCACCAGCAGUCUCACCAUCACGCUUCGUCGUCGCAUCACCAGCAGCAGCAGCAACAGCAGCAGCAUCACGGCCAGCAGCAGCAACUGGGCCAGGACCGGCACCACGUCCAUCAUCACGAUCUGCUGCAGGCCGCCGCUUCGGCCAACUACGCCGCCGACAUCAGCAAAAUGGCCGCCAAGAGCCUGACAUAAGAAACGACGACGUCCAACUUUCAAGCGAAACAAAACCAAAAUUGCCAGGUGACAACUAAACAACCAAAACAACAUUCACAUCAUGUAGCAAAACACAAAACACAACGACGUCCGAUUUUCACGAGGAAAUCGGCGUCCCCCCAUUAUCCCCCCCUCCCCGUUUCAACACCCACUCGCACAAACUAUAUAUAUAGAAAUACGUAAGACUCUAUAACCUCCCCAAGUGAAGUUUGACUGCCUUGUAACAUCCGAUACUCUUUGAUGGCCAUCUUUCCCUCUACCAGAAACGAACGUUCCCCGCACCACCUCAAACCAAAUUAUCUUCUUGACAAUUUUUUUUCUCUUUUCCUUAAUAACUAUUUCCACCUUCUUCAUUUUUUCUUCUUCAUUUUAUGUGUGUGUGUGGUUCACAUUUAUUUCUUUUGACCAACGAAGAAGAAGAAGAGGAUCGUAAUUGCUUGCCGGAACCGCAUUAUCUGUGGGCGGAACCGAUUUUUUUUUCUUCUUCUUCUUUUCUUCUUGGAGCGCGGCAUAAUCGAACCCCUGAAAGUGGUGAGCUCCGUCUCUCUCUCUCUCUCUUCUACUCACCACAAAAUUCCCUUUUUUUCUUUUUUUUUUCCCGAACCUCAUCAACACCUGGAGUCGCCCAUUUCGAACAUUAAAGGCAAAGAAGAAAAACGGGGCGGCCCCUCAUUGCGCGGCGCAUCCUGUCGCUUUUAUUUCCGUUUCUCCAGCGGGGAGUCCAGAUCAAAUCCGCCGGCUUAAUGUUAUAAUCUAAAAAAGAAGAAGAAUUCUAUAAGUCAUGUAUACGACUACGCCGCCAUCUUAUUCAAAAGAAGAAGAAGAACUUUGAACUUUUUUUAUUUCUACGUGCAACUUACUAUACACAGCCCCGGAUUCUUCACCAUUCGAUUCUCUCCGCUACACACCCGCUUGCUGCUGGGGCUAUAUUUCCCCCUCCGUUUUUUCUUUUCUUUUUGGACACAAAUGGCGACCACCAGUCUUUCUUCUAUUCACGGUCGGACAGAGACACAUCAAUCAGCAUUUGUGGGCGAACAGAAAAAGGAAAAUGGGAGAGAGGAGCUGGAGCUCCAGCCCCGUUCCAGGCCGUUUGAUCCAUCUCCUCUUUGUCUCUACACGACUCCCGAUGGACUGCCGCACCACCACCACCCCGGAAAAAGAAGAAGAAGAAGAAGAAGAACCAAUGUGAGUGCGAACGCACAUAACCGACAUUACAUGGCCUGCCUCCAUCUCUCUAUAGAGACUAGCGCACGUCGUCCAGCCCGCCCGUCGCCCACUCUGCCCCGGUUCCAAUCAGCAAUUUGAUUAUCGAUGAUGAGAUGGCUCGAGCGGGAGAUGAUUGCGUGUGAAGCCAUCCGCGAAACGGGCACAAACGGCCUCGUCUAUACACUAGUAGUGUAGUGUAGUGUGCUUGCUUGCUGCUGCACUACAGUCACAACAAACCCCCGCGGAGGAUUGCAGCUCCGGAAUGAUUGGUUGGCUCGCCCCUUCGGGCCAAUGGCCGCUCUCUUGUGUUCAGAGCGGCGGCCCCCCCUCACUCACUCACUCACUAUGAUGGCUGAUAUGCUCUUUGCGUGUUCCAACGCCAUUGGUCUUUUUCUUUUUCUCUCUCUCUCUAAAAAUUAUCCAAAAAUCUGAAACGAUUUUUGUUUUUUUUUUCUUUCCAGCUCCUUUUGUGUUUGUGGGUGUUUUCAUAUUCAGAUGCGUAUUUUUUUUGUGGUGCGUGCGAGCGUCGUUGCGACGGGCAAAGGCCAAAGUUCGUCGUUUGAGCAAUGGAGAAAUAUUAUAUUAGGCCCACCUCCGAGUCAAUCAGAGAGUAGUAAAACAAACCAAGCGAAAAGAAAAUGAAAACUGAACAGGGAAAUUUCUUGAAACAAAAAAUACGUAAAACAAAAAUUAUAUUUUAGUGCGAGUCCCUCCAACCUCCCCCCUACUUCCCUUUUAAACUCUUAUAUACGUAAUGUUUUGAUCUGUUUUUUUGACACUGAACUACUUGAAAUACGUAACGCAACUUGUAGUCAUCACACAAACGAUGAGGUUCAGGUGAGCCUGGCCAAUUUGGAUUGGAUUCUUUUUUCUUUCUAUUUUUAACUUGAAUUGGAAAUGAACACACAAAAAUAAUCGAUGAACUUAUUAUACGUAAAAAUUUGUUGUUCUUUACAAAACAACAUUUUUUUUUGUUUUUUUUUUUGGGUCUUAAAAUUGAACUCGUGUAACUUUUUCGGUUGCUUUUUUUUUCUCUCUCUCUCUUUCCCGUUCUGGAUAAAAGAACAAAAGAUAAAUGGAACAGAAAUACGUAAUGCAUUUGUACAACCGCCGUUGUUUGGUUAAAACUUUGUUUUUCAUGAGGGGCGCUUUUUUUUUUAUUCUAAUUAUUAUUCAAAGAAAAGACAAAAACAUUUGUUUGUUGUGUGUGGUGGGUUUUCGUCGUCGUGUUUGUCCGUCUUUGAUUCUAAUUUUCUUCGUUUUUGUUUCUGUUAUGUGCUUUUAUCUCUCUGACAUCGUUGGGUAUAUGUUGCGUGUGGAUGUUUGGAAUUAUUUUUCGAAUUUUUCGUGAGCGUGCUGACCGUUUUCUUUCGCACUUUGCGCGGGACGAAUUUUUCUUUUUCUCCAACCAUCCGAUUUUUUUUAAAAUUUUAUUUGGAAUAAUCGGGGGAGGGAAAAUGAAGAGGAGGAAUCAAAAUUUUUGAAGUGGGUCAUUUUCUUGCGAGGAGUUGAGGGAGGGGGGGGUUUAGGGUGAGACUAUUACGAGAAUAUUACUUUUUUUUUAAUGUAGAGGCUGUUGUCGUUACCGGCAGACGCCAGUUUUGACGAGUCAUCUACCGGAGUGAUGAUGGGAAUAAUAUUUUCAUCUCUCAUUUCCGCGUGAAUUAUUAAAAAUUUCGGGACUUUUUUUUCCAUCCAUUUUUAUUGCGUCGUAUUAAAGCUAUUCGCACCCCGCCCAUUUCUCUCUCUCGUCAAUCCCCUCCAAACUCGUUUAUGAAGUAUUAAUCCAGUAGAACAUGUUUUGAAAACUCUCGCGAAAAAAUCAUUUGGGGUUUUUUAUUUAUAUAUUUUUCAACUCGCUUGUGAUAUUUCCGAUACCACAAACACACAAACAAACAAAUGAAAUCAUUUUUUUUAAAUCACAAAUUUAAAUGUUUCCCCCACUCCAAACUGCCAGUAAAAAAAAAAAAAAAUAGAUUUAAAAAAACCAGUGGCCAAUUAUUAAUUUUUCGACUUUGCCGUCGGACGGAUCGAUUUAGACAGCGACGGGCGUCCGUGUUGAAUCGUUCCGUCGCGUUUCGUGCGCCAUUCGCUGGAAACUAUUGACCACUCUCCUCCUCCUCCUCCUCCUCUAAACAAGAAAGAAAAACCCUCGAGUAUACGUCAGCAUUGUGAUUGUGUACUACCACAUUUGUGCGUCCAUUUUGUCUCUCGACUAUCUCUUCAUUUUCUCUCGCCCGAUGAUUCCAUUAACGUGAAGAAAACAAAAACCAACCAACAAACAAACAAACCGCCAUGACACAAAAAUGAUGCCCAUCUCUUUCUCUCUUGAUGAUGAUGAUAAUAACGCAAAUACGUAAAAAAUGCGAGGGUCGUAAUGAAAAUUCGGACUCGUGCCAGUUAUUAUAGACAACCAAAAAAGAAAUUAGAUACGUAAAAAAAAAACAUUGAUCGUCCGUGAUGAUCGUGAACAAGUGUGUGUUUAAAUAACCCAAUGAACUUUUUUUUCGAAUUUCUGUUUGUUUGUCCCAGUAAUUUUUUGAUUUGUUGUCUCUAUUUGGUAAAAAUGUUCUCGUUCGCUCUCUUAUUUUUAAUGAAAUUUGAUUAUCUCCUCCUAUUAUGGCAAACAACAAAAAAGAAACAGGCUAGAAAACGAAAAUACGUAAAACAUUGAGAUCAAUACUCGAGAGUAUCUUAUAGCCUUAUAAAGGUGUUGCAUUUUCUGAUUUUGUCGAUUCGAUUUCAUUUGACGUUGUUUUUCGAUUUAGCUUUUAUCCCUCGCGAUUGAUUGAUUCUUCGUGCGUUUGUUUUCCCCCUCACUCUCUGUGUGUGUUUGUCUGAUUGUGUAAAGUUAGUGGAGGGGGGACGUUUUAUUUUUUAAAAAGAGGCCAACGCGGGAACUUGUUUGUAAUAUCGAAAGCGUUCGAGCUAAACAUUUUACAAAUUUAUCCACCAGGUUUUUAAAAAAAGUAAAUUUCAAUGUUUCUCUGUUUGAAUGACGAAAAACGAAACCUCAUCACGUUUUUUUUUAAUUAUUAAUAUUUUUUUUCAAGUUUUGAUUGCGAUUGCUUCUCGUGUGUGAAUGGGUGCCCCCGACGAAUUUUUGAUUUUUUAAUUACAUAAGAAGAAAAACCUCUCCCGACCGAAUUAUACAUUGUCAUCGUUCUUCGCAUUCUUUUCUUCAAAAUUUUCCCUCUUUUUUUUGUUUUUCCAACCGACUUGUCUCCGGUUUAUCAUCAUCCUCUCUCGAAGUUGAUUGCGUAAACGGAGAAGGGGCAAGAAGGAGAGAAAAUGAAGGGAACAUUUUGGGGUUUAAAAGAGAAGAACGAUGACCCCCCCACGCAGGCAGUUUUUCUUUCUAGACAACAAGACAAAAAAUAAAAAUGAAAAGAAAAGAAAAAAAAAAAGAAAUAAUAUCGUGUGUUUUCGUCUUUUAUAUAGUUACACUUGAUGUUGAUUCGUUAUGUCCCUAUUUCCCCCCCACCCAUUCACCCUCUUCUCUCUAUUUUGAAAAAUAAUUUCUCUAUUUCCCGACCGUAGGUACUACUCACUCCCUCGCUGAUGUGUUAACCAUCUUUUGUCUUUUUUCUUCAAAGCCACCGGCCCGACAUCGUUAUCGUCGAGAUCCUGAAACGAUGAAAAAUUGAUUAGCUAUUAUUAUUAGGAUCCGCUCAACAACAGCAACAACAGUUGUUUCAGUUUUUUUUUUUUUUCUGAAAUAUACCGGUUCCAGACAGAAACAGAAAUUGAUCGAGAAAAUGCAGAACUAGUUGGGGGGGAUAUUUUUUAGUAGAUAUUCUCGCAUUUUUAUUAAUAUUGUUUAGGCUCCUCCGUAAGCAACAAUCACAAUCCUAUCUGUGCAAUAAGGAAAAAAAAGGCAAACAAACCUAUUAUAAAAUAGAAAGAAAGAUACCAACUCCCAAAGAAGUAGCGAAUCCAAUUUUCUGUUGUUUUUUUUUUCUUCUUCUUCUUUUUAAUUGCGAAAUAAAAUAUUAAAAAAAUGUGAAAAAAAAAAUUAAUAAGUGUACAGAAAGAUUUGUUUCUUUUUUCGUUGCGGUCGUGUGUGUGUUUGUUGUUUUCAGGAACCGAGUUUUAAAAAGACAAAAAUUACUUUUUUUUUUUUUUCAUACACAGUGAGACUUUAUAUGGAGCUGACCUCUCUCUCUCUCUAUUCUCCCACCUUCCACUUUUCCUUGAAAAUUGGGAAUUUUUUUUAUUUUAUCAUUAUUAUUAUUAUUAUUAUUAUUUCUAAUAUUCAAAAAUGAAAUGAACAAAAAUCCCCAUUUCCCUUCCCUCUGCCCCCCCCUCCCCAACUUCUAUUCAGAAAAUUAAGUAUCGUGUGUGCUCCCCCCUCGCUUAUUGUAUCUUUAUAUUACAUGGUUACGUUAAUUUUGUUUUUUUCUCCUUUUUGCUGGCUCAGUGAACGUGUUAUUUCUCUAUCCUCUUAUACGUAUAAUAAGCUCAUUCUCUGUCUCUCUCUCUCUCUUUCUAUUUCUCUUGUUUUGUUUAUUGUUUUUUUUUCUUAAUUAUUAAUUAAUUUCAUCCCAAAAAAUUCACUCCGACCCCGCCCCUGUCUCCUCCCCCCACACUUAAAACAAGAAAAUCUCGGAAACAUUUUUGACGUCUCGUCUGUCGUGUUUUUUUUUAAAUUCAUUUCGGUGACAUUCAAACGUUACAACAACAUCCCCCACUAAAUAUGUAAAAUCGGUCGUGAAAAGAAGAAGAAAAACAAAAAUCUCCCGACAAAAUAUUUCACACACACCUCAACUAUGUCUCGAUUCCCGGAGACUUCAUAUUUUUUUUUUUAAUUUGUUUAAAUUUUAAUUGAGAUACUCGCACCG